UGCAUAUUACAAAGUACAAACUCUUGUCUUCCACAUUACCUCACCUGCAUAGCCUUUUAGCAUCGGCGAGGCAGGAGCAUCGGCGAGGCAGGAGCAACGGCAAGUGGCACAGCGGAACACUCACAUACACAGCACCGCCUCACGUAAUACGAGGAGUUCACCGUUCCCCUACGCAUCGAAUAGAGAAGUAUCAAUGGGAAGGCAGAAAGGAGAAGGUGCAAGAAGCAAGGCACGCCCUUCAAGCAGCAGUCUCGCCGCCUCGCUCUUGCCGUCCGGUUCCACCGCCCCCGCCGCCGUCGGAUUCGGUGGUUAUGUCGGUAGUUCGCGCUUCGAUACUUCUCUUUCAACCGAAGAUUCACUACCAUUCGCCGAUGUAGAUAGUGAAAUUGCGGUGCACUUGAAGAGGCUAGGCAGGAAGGAUCCCAUUACUAAGCUGAAGGCAUUGGCAGCUUUAUCUACUCUGCUUCAACAGAAGUCUACAAAAGAAAUUGCUCUAAUUGUUCCCCAAUGGGGAUUUGAAUAUAAAAGGCUGUUGCUGGACUACAAUAGGGAGGUUCGGCGGGCCACUCAUGAUACCAUGACCACUCUUGUUACUUCUAUUGGGAGAGAUUUAGCUCCACAUUUGAAGACUCUGAUGGGACCUUGGUGGUUUGCUCAAUUUGAUCCAGUUUCUGAAGUUUCUCAGGCAGCAAAAAGGUCUUUGCAGGCAGCCUUUCCAGCACAGGAAAAGAGACUUGAUGCUUUAAUUUUAUGCACAGAAGAGAUAUUUAUGUAUUUAGAAGAAAACCUAAAGCUCACGCCGCAAAAUUUGUCCGACAAAGCUGCAGCUUUGGAUGAGUUGGAAGAGAUGUACCAGCAGGUGAUAUCAUCAACAUUGUUAGCAUUGGCCACUCUUCUUGAUGUUUUAAUUUGCUUACGAGAAGAGCGACCUGGUUUUGAGAACAUAACUUCUGAACCUAAACAUGCUGCAAAGGCCAGGGUGGCUGCUGUUUCUUUUGCUGAAAAGCUGUUAACAGAUCAUAAAUACUUUUUAGACUUCUUGAAGUCCCAGAGACCAACUAUCCGAUCAGCUACUUAUAGUGUGUUGAAGAGCUUAAUAAAAAAUAUGCCACAGGCUAUUAAUGAAGGAAAUAUAAAAAUUCUUGCUGGUGCAAUUCUUGGUGCUUUCAACGAGAAGGAUCCAACUUGUCAUCCCUCAAUGUGGGAAGUAAUAUUACUCUUCUCUAGAAGAUUCCCAGAUGGUUGGACUUCCUUAAAUGUCCAGAAAAGCAUACUGAAUCCAUUUUGGAAUUUUCUUAGGAAUGGGUGCUUUGGUUCCCAACAGGUUUCGUAUCCAGCUUUGGUUUUAUUCUUAGACAAUGUGCCUCCUAAAGCUGUGGGAGGGGAUAUAUUUUUUCUUGAAUUUUUCAAGAACUUGUGGUUGGGAAGGAGAACUUCUCUAUCAGGAGAUAUACUGGCAUUUUUCCAGGCAUUAAAAGAAUGUUUUCUUUGGUCAUUGAGAAAUGCUUCAAGGUAUAAUGAUGGAGGGGAGUCAAUCAGCCAUUUCCAAGUCACUCUUGUUGAUAAGGUCAUAGUAAAGCUUUUAUGGCAGGAUUUUCUUUUAAAUGGAAGCUCGAAGGGUUAUGAUAUGAUCAACUCAGGAAAAGCAGCAGAUUCAUCUAAGGAAAAUGUUUCUCAUAACAAGAAAGUGGAUAUGCUGAAUACAAAGUAUCCAAUGCCCUAUUUGCAAGAGUUGGGGAAAUGCUUUGUUGAAAUCCUUUUAGGCAUUUACACAUUAGAUAGCAAUCUUUUAUCUGUUUUUAUUGUGGAAUUUGAGGAGAAUUGCAUGGGCAUUCUUCAUCAAGCAGGUAAUGUGGAGAUUGUUCAACGAAUCAUUUUGUUCUUGUUAUUGCUGGAGCAACAUGCUGUGAUGAAAGAUGCAACCUGGCCCUUGGCCUAUAUUGUCGGACCGAUGCUGGCAAAGUCUUUCUCAAUCAUUAAAUCUUCUGAUUCACCAGAUACUGUGAGACUUCUGUCAGUUGCUGUUUCAAUAUUUGGACCACAGCAGGUGCUCCAAGAAGUUUUUAUUCAAAACAGGGGGCACUAUUCGAGUCAGCUUUCACAUGAUGGGGAUAAAGUAUUGGAAACUGAGGACUUUAUGCAAAUCUUCAAAAAUAUUUUUGUUCCUUGGUGUCUGCAGGCUAAUAGUUGCUCAACCAAUGCUCGACUGGAUUUGUUGUUGGCACUUCUGGAUGAUGAGUAUUUCUCAGAACAAUGGUCUUUUAUUGUCAACUAUGUGAUGAGCCAAAGUUAUUCAGGAUGCCCACCGGGGUUGCUAAAUGCUGACCAUGCAGCAAUGUUGGCCAUGCUCCUGGAAAAGGCUAGGGAUGAGAUUAUGAAGAGGAAGGUGAGAGAUGAAUCCUGUAAUAGAAAAGGCACGAAUGCUGAAGAUUGGCAUCAUGAAUGUCUGGAAUCAUCUGCUAUUGCUGUUUCCUGUUCUCUUCCUCCUUUUAGCCCUUCUCAUGUGCAGCUUGUGUGCUCUCUUCUUGGAGGUUUAACAGAAGGAAGAUCUAUGUCUUUUCUGUCCAGAAAUGCAUUGAUCCUCAUCUAUAAGGAGAUUUUCAGGAAGUUACUAAGUUUUAUUCAGGUUCCGUCUUUCUUUUGGGUACAGGAUGCAGCUUCUAUGUUGAGCAAUGAUGCAAAGAUCUGUGUAGAAUUUGAUGGUGCUCUUAACAUUGUGGAGAUGGCUCAAUUUGCUCUUGAGAUACUUGAUGCUAGUUUCUUUUGCCUGAAGACACUUGAUGGGGAAAAUGGACUUGUAUCAGGAAUUUUAUCUGCAAUUUUCGUUAUUGCAUGGGAGUGUAAUUUAAGUAAAGCUCUGGAUGAUUCACUUGAUGACAAAUCAAUGACCAAAAUCAAGGCCAGGUUAACAUUUGGUGAAUGUGUGUGCGCUUUCCGUAACAAGAUAAAUGUUGAAUUUCUUAAAAGUCUUUGCUUAGACAGCCGAAAGAGAUUGUUCAAUAUCUUAAUUCGGUCAAUAAGAUCAGCAAUAUUUGUUGAAGACAAACUUGUGAAUGAUGAAAUCGCAUCGUUAGGCUGUACGUGGGUGCUUGAAGUUCUUGAGUGUUUCUGUGUGGAUGAAAAUGAUGAACAGAAUCUGCUACAGCAGCUGCUGACCAAGGGUGAAAUGUGGCCUGUUUUUGUUGUUCCAAAUUUCAAAAACGAAAUUCUACUUUUAACCACCAAUUUAUACCAAAUGCAGGCUUCAGGACACCAGAAGUUUGUAGCUUUAAUUGACAAGUUAAUCCUGAAAAUUGGGAUUGAUAGGGUUAUUGCUUGGUGUGCAAUGCCUAAUCCAUCUAUGCUUGAAAGAAGUCAAGAGGUUGAAUCUUCUGCUUGGCUAGCUGCUGAAAUCCUGUGCACAUGGAGAUGGCCAGGAAACAAUGCUGUGUCUUCUUUCUUACCUUUGCUGUGUGCAUAUGCCAAGAAAAGUAAUUCUCCAGAGGAAAGCUUGUUAGAUGGCAUAUCAAACAUCUUGCUUGAUGGUUCUCUUGUUUAUGGACGUAAUGGCACCAAGAGUUCUGUGAGUAUGUGGCCAGUUCCCGCUGAUGAAUUGGAAGGUAUUGAAGAACCAUUCUUAAGAGCACUUGUUACCUUUCUAUCCACUUUGUUCAAAGAGAACAUAUGGGGGACAGAGAAGGCAUCGAUUCUGAUUGAUAUCCUUGUGAAUAAACUCUUUCUUGGUGAAGCAGUAAAUACAAAUUGUCUUAAGAUUCUUCCUUUGCUUAUAAGUGUACUUCUAGAACCAUUGUAUUUGUAUGUGGAGCCUGGUAGAGGUGUUCAACCUUGUUUUCUAGAAGAAAGAUUCGUGCAAAAUACUAUGAUGGAUUGGCUGGAGAGGGCUCUAAAACUCCCACCUUUGGUCUCAUGGAAAACAGGACAAGACAUGGAAGAUUGGCUUCAGUUGGUUAUUGCCUGUUAUCCUUUCAGUGCAAUAGGUGGUCCACAAGCAUUAAAGCCAGCGAGAAGUGUCAGCCCUGAUGAGAGGAAGCUUUUAUAUGGAUUAUUCCAGAAGCAGAGGCAUGUUGCUGGUGGAUCUGCAAUGAUUAACCAGCUUCCAGUGGUGCAGAUGCUGCUAUCGAAACUUAUGGUUGUUUCAGUAGGUUAUUGCUGGAACGAAUUUAGUGAAGAAGAUUGGGACUUCCUGUUGUCUAACCUAAGGUACUGGAUUCAAUCAGCAGCUGUUAUGAUGGAGGAUGUAGCGGAAAAUGUAAAUGGUCUUAUUGAUGGUUCAUCUGAUAAUUUAGAUGUGAUGUGUAAGAAAAUUGAGAAAAUUAUUUCAAUUUCAGAUCCUUUUCCCAUAAAUAUUUCUGAAAAUGCCCUGUUGUGUUUUUCACUUUUCCUUAAGCAUUGUAAACUUCAACAAGCUGAAGAGAGAGAUAAUUUAAAUACAUUGAAAUCAGAAAAGUUGGAUUCUGUCAAAAAUCGGAUUCUAGAGGGUAUCCUUCGCUUACUAUUUUGUACUGGCAUUUCUGAGGCUAUUGCAAAUGCAUGCGGCAAAGAAGCUGCAUCAGUUAUUGCAUCAUCACGUGUUAAAUAUACAUACUUUUGGGAAUUGGUAGCUUCUGGUGUUGUUAAUUCCUCAUCACAGGCUAGGGAUAGAGCAGUGAAAUCAGUUGAAUUUUGGGGACUAAGCAAAGGGUCUAUUAGCUCAUUGUAUGCUAUACUUUUUACUUCCAAGCCAAUUCCUUUGUUGCAGUCUGCUGCAUAUUUUGUUCUUUCAAAUGAGCCGGUUUUAAGCAUGGCUGUCGUAGAAGAUAAUGCUUGUAACUCAGACACAAAUGCUGCUAGUGAUGAGGAUUCCAGCCGCCUUGACAUUUCAAUAGAAGAAAAAGUCCAUUUGAAAGAGGAAAUAUCUUGCAUGGUUGAAAGGGCACCUUAUGAGGUUCUUGAAAUGGACUUACUUGCACACAAACGAGUAAAUCUCUUCCUUGCUUGGUCUUUGUUGAUAUCACAUCUAUGGUCGUUACCUUCAUCAUCAUCCCUGAGGGAGAGACUGAUCCAGUACAUACAAGACUCUGCAACUCCAGCUAUUUUAGAUUGCCUUUUUCAGCAUAUUCCUCUAGAGAUUUCUAUGGUUCAGAGUCUGAAGAAGAAAGAUGCAGAGCUUUCUGGUGGCUUAUCAGAAGCUGCAAGUGCUGCAACCCGUGCCACCACCACUGGUUCACUAUUGUUUUCUGUGGAUUCUCUUUGGCCAGUUGAAUCGGAGAAAAUUUCAUCACUUGCUGGAGCAAUAUAUGGCCUGAUGCUUCAUAUUCUUCCUGCUUAUGUCCGUGGCUGGUUUAAUGACUUGCGUGAUCGUAACACUUCAGCUGUCAUUGAAUCCUUCACAAGGACUUACUGCAGCCCUCAUCUCAUUGCAAAUGAAUUGUCCCAGAUUAAGAAAGCAAACUUUCGUGAUGAGAAUUUCUCAGUUAGUGUAAGCAAAUCAGCAAAUGAAGUUGUUGCUACUUACACUAAGGAUGACACGGGAAUGGAUCUAGUCAUUCGUCUCCCUGCAUCUUAUCCACUAAGGUCUGUAGAUGUUGAUUGUACAAGGAGCCUUGGGAUUAGUGAGACCAAGCAAAGGAAAUGGUUGAUGUCAAUGAUGCUAUUUGUUCGUAAUCAGAAUGGAGCUUUGGCAGAAGCUAUAGGGAUUUGGAAGCGCAAUUUUGAUAAAGAAUUUGAAGGUGUUGAGGAGUGCCCGAUCUGUUACAGUGUCAUCCAUACUACAAACCACAGCCUUCCUCGCCUUGCAUGCAAGACAUGCAAACACAAAUUUCAUUCUGCUUGCCUUUAUAAAUGGUUUUCAACUUCUCACAAAUCGUCUUGCCCAUUGUGUCAAUCUCCGUUCUAAGGUUACACCUGGAGUGAUGAAUUUUACCAAUUUUGCUUGCUGGUGAUACCUUGCACUGGAAGUAAUGGAUGAUGAGAAUGGGCUGAUAAAUGGGAUUCGACCCUGAUUAAGGCGGGGCUGCCUUACAAACCAGAACUGGUUCACGAAAUUUGGAUGAUUUCCAGCUUCUUUGCCCCAUUCAGCUUCUAGUUAAGCAGAUUACGCUUUACUCCUUGACAUACAAGAGGAAGCUGGUCAGUGUUUCUGCAGCUGGGACAUGGGUGUGUUGUCUUUUCUGUUAAGGCAAGAGAAGUACAUCCGAUUUCUUCCUCUUGUUAAUUUUCUUUUCUCUAAUUAGUGUUUCUUUAUUUUUCGUGGCAGUGAUAAUUAUUGUUUGUAGUGUUCUGGUUCUGUUUGGAAGGGGUCAGUUCUGAUCAUGGGAAGUUCUCUGAACUAGAGUAGUUUUGUACAUAUAGAUUAUUCAUUUUGACCCCAUGAAAUCAUUGAAGAUCAAGAAUUGCCCGAAUAAGAGUAGUUGUACAUCUUGAUACUAUUAUCUAUAUUGGCCAUGAAAACAUACCGAGCAAGUACUUUUCACCGUAGGCAUAGUAUGCAUUGCUCCCAUGUAUGACUUUUGGUCAGCAAAAUUUAAUGUAAUGUCCAAAUAAGAAUUUGCAAACACUUUCGGUGUGUA
Molecule: messenger RNA, 6548 nt
Organism: Gastrolobium bilobum
Lineage: Eukaryota; Viridiplantae; Streptophyta; Magnoliopsida; Fabales; Fabaceae
Product: E3 ubiquitin-protein ligase listerin
Exons: 16
Coding region: 194-5875 (1893 amino acids)
Biological process (GO): ribosome-associated ubiquitin-dependent protein catabolic process; rescue of stalled cytosolic ribosome
Cellular component (GO): RQC complex; cytosol
Molecular function (GO): ubiquitin protein ligase activity; ribosomal large subunit binding; zinc ion binding
Source: RefSeq, a predicted model, not a curated record